AACAACGCGGUGCAUGCCUCGACUGGGCAUACACCGUUCUUCGUGAACGCCAUGCGACAUCCACGCCUUCCGAGCACGCUCGGGGCGGUGGCUUCCUCCUUAAGUGGGGGAGAUUCUACGGUUGCGUCCGAACAACCGCAGAAGAUAGCUGAUACGGAUCUAUCAGCUGCGACGACAGGUGCGAGCGUGAGAGCCCGCACACGACAAGGCGGCGUGUCAGUGCCGGGCACUGACACUGUGAAGAACCACGAGCAGGCGACACCUGCUUCGGCCAAGGACAACGUGUUUGUUCGGUGCACAGACACCGCGAAGACUCACGCACAGGCCAGCUUGUUGCGCGCACAAGUGAUGUAUCGAUACCGGGCAUCGAUACUGAGAAGCUUCAUGCACAGGCUGGGCCUGUUGCGAUCAUACACCACAAUGAGCCACGCACAGUCUGGGACUGAUGCGACUACAAGUGGCGAGGCUGUGGAGGACAAGUGGCGAGUCUGUGCAGGGCACAGACGCGGACAAGACCAAUGA
Phytophthora megakarya is the source of this 522-nucleotide messenger RNA. Lineage: Eukaryota; Oomycota; Peronosporomycetes; Peronosporales; Peronosporaceae. The record is from the annotation of a GenBank genome assembly.